AUGGGCUCCACGGGCAAUCCAAUCCUGGAUUAUGUUCAGCUGUUGACAACCGUCAAGAAGGGCCUUCCGUUUGGUCAACCGGUUUGCGUCCUCCCUUCCCACGCCAUCUCAACCACGGUUCAGCUUGCACAGCUGGCCUCGGAGCUCGGCCCCCACAUCGCCUUUCUCCAAGUUCAAGCCGAAAACAUCGAAGAUUGGGGUCAACACACCAUUGACCAACUCUCACAUUAUGCCAAAAAACAUGGCUUUAUUUUAUGGGAGGGAAGCCAGGUUCUCAAUUCGACAGUCAAUUUCAUGGGACGAGAACUAGCCAAUAUAGAGACCCGCAAGGCUCUAACUGACUUCAUCCAUCAUAAAUACACUGGUGGGUUAUUGAGAACCGCUCAAUGGUCGGGUCUGGCUAUUUCAUGGGCACCUGGAGUGCCUUACGACCAGCAAGAGAAGGAUCUUCUAAUUCCAUCCCUUCGCAAGGCGGCCCGCGCGGCCGUUGCAGCGACAAGCAAAACAAUCCAAACCGAGAUCUCCGCCCAGGACAAUGAGACGAUCCCUGAGGACGAAGAAGCUCCGUUGUCUCCACCGUCGCAAAAUGGCUGGGCUGAGUUUUCGGGGGAUAAUGUGGGCUACGCAUUGCGCAAGCAAUCAACCAUUUCCGUUACCGAAUCUGUUACAAUGCAGCCUCAUGUUGAAACAGAUGAGGGCAUCCCUCCUCCACCUCUCCUCGCCCGCGGCAUGACCCUCUUCCUUCCAUGUUCCGUCGACACCGCCUUCACACACGAAUUUCGUCAAAGCACAAUAGCCGCCGCAUGCGCCAACUCAGAUUUCGUGGCUGGGUUUACCUCCAGCGAACCGUUCUUCCUCAAUUACCGUGGUAACAAUCUUUUGGAACUUGCCUACGAAGAUGGUCGUGGCAUUCGGAACGAGGAGAGCGGUGACAACCUCCUCAACAACUCCCCCUACAUGGAUCAGGAUUUCACUCUCGCACUGUUUUCUCUCAUACCCCCAGAGAUCCUUCGUGAUUAUUAUGAUAACUAUGAAGAGACUCUCGAUAAAGAAUCGAAGUCUGAGCACCUCGCCAAGUUGUUCUUCAUGAUGGAUCGCGCCAUGAAGAUGCGAGAAGCCAGUCGCAAAGAGAGAGAGAGUGAACCUCAUGAUGAAAACAUCGAUCGGUCCAGUCCUGGAAUUUUCCAGGUGCCCGUUGUCAUUCUCCCUUGA
Messenger RNA from Penicillium longicatenatum, 1212 nucleotides. RefSeq lists its product as uncharacterized. The record is from RefSeq and is a predicted model, not a curated record. NCBI's taxonomy places the organism in Eukaryota, Fungi, Ascomycota, Eurotiomycetes, Eurotiales, Aspergillaceae. Bases 1 to 1212 code for a protein of 403 amino acids. The transcript has a single exon.